AGAUUCUUGUCCAUUUUAUUUAUGAAGAUGCCGUUGGCGGACCGCGGCAUAGCUUAGGUACUAAUAGAUGCGAAUUCAAUUCAAUUCUUACCGGAACGCUUUUAACUGUUCGGUAUUUACAUACUGUUACACAGCCUUAUCUUAAUGUCUUAGGUAAACAGGCACAUUUUGCAGAAAUAAGUUACACUUAGCUACCAUUUACAUUACUAUAAUAUAACUAGCAUGAUGAAUCCAUACGAAACUGACCCUGACAAAAUACCUGCAAAUGAUCUGUACGCGGAUGUACCUUUAUACGGCAGAUACUUCCCCCGCCCCACUGACUUCGAACCCGAUGCGAAGCAUAUUAACAGCACAACUCCAGAGUCCCUCAAGUACUGGUCCUCUGUGCUUGCACAAUGCACGGAACUCAACAGGAUUUAUGAAAACGAUGAAGGAGGGCGCGAUGUCUUUGCGCUUGGAAGCGUAAUCAUCAAGUCGAGUCACUUGAAAGUAACUCCCGAGGGCCGGCGAUCUUACCGCGACUACUCAUACGCCGAUGCAAACGAAGUGGAAGCUAUUCGCCUUGCAGGAAAGGUGCUAGAUGACAUCAAAGUUCCCCAGGUUUAUUUCGCUGCUAAGAUCGACGGACGGGAUAUAUUUAUACAAGAAAGAAUUCCCGGUGUCGGCUUAAACAUAGCCUGGCAGUACAUUUCACAGUCUCAGAAAGCUUCCUUCAAAGAACAAGCACGGCAAAUGCUACAGAAGCUGCGCACGGUUACUCCUCCAAGUAAGAUCAGUUGCCGAUCCUACAUCAUUCCGGAUCCAGACCCCGUACAUCAUCGCGGUAUACAACAAGUCGAGGAAGACAUCAUUCUUGCGGAUAACAAGGAAGACCCCGAUCUUAGCUUUAUGCAUAAUGAUGUUUCGCGGUCAAACUGCAUCGUCGAUAACGACAAGAUAGUUGGGCUCGUCGACUGGGAGAUGGCUGGUUUUUUCGGCUGGAAAACUGCAGCAAGUAUUCACGUUCGAAUUCGAUCUCCGAAGCGUGAGAAUUACGCUUCGCAGAAUCUGCCUAAGGAAUUACUGGAUGACAUCCUUUUCUGGAAUGAUUUAUAUGAUGUGGAAUAAUUGUGCUUAAGAAAUUGAAGAGCCCAUUUUCUCUUUAACUCAUCUUAAAGAAAUUAAAUCGAACUAGAUUCUUUAAUUCGUGAUAGUUCCCGUAACAAAAUAAAGUCCAAGUACCUGUGAGGUCGUCCGAAUUAAGCAGUGGGGGAUCUGGUCUGAGGUCACUUGAGAUAGUGUAAAUCGGGAUGAUGUACGCAAGGAUUCGGCUGGCCCCGGAUAGGCGGGUUCUAGGCCAAAGGUAGCCCCGGCGUUCGGAAAAACCGAGGAAUAAAAAG
Messenger RNA from Daldinia vernicosa, 1379 nucleotides. RefSeq lists its product as uncharacterized. The coding region runs from base 223 to 1107 and encodes 294 amino acids. The transcript is spliced from 2 exons. Lineage: Eukaryota; Fungi; Ascomycota; Sordariomycetes; Xylariales; Hypoxylaceae. The record is from RefSeq and is a predicted model, not a curated record.